This is a messenger RNA of Branchiostoma floridae (Florida lancelet), 2076 nucleotides long. Its product is annotated as galanin receptor 2a-like. Gene Ontology annotation, cellular component: plasma membrane. The transcript has 4 exons. NCBI's taxonomy places the organism in Eukaryota, Metazoa, Chordata, Leptocardii, Amphioxiformes, Branchiostomatidae. The record is from RefSeq and is a predicted model, not a curated record. Gene Ontology annotation, molecular function: G protein-coupled receptor activity. Gene Ontology annotation, biological process: G protein-coupled receptor signaling pathway. The coding region runs from base 79 to 987 and encodes 302 amino acids.
ACUGCAUGUAUUGCCGCCAUUGCAGGUAAGCUGACGCCGUUUUUUGAGGUCCUGGUGUUCCAGGCGUCCAUCCUGACCAUGGUUGCCGUGUCAGCUGACCGGUACCAGGGCGUGUGCCACCCCCUCCGCACGCAGCUGUCCAACAGGCGCCGCCGGGCUCUGCUCUCCAUCGCAGCGGUCUGGGGACUGUCGCUGGCUGCCAGCAGCCCGGUGCUGUCCAUCGCGACCUACACGGAACUAGACAUGAACGGUACGCUGAUCUGCCAGUGCAUCUCCACUGUGGACGCGCCGUGGAAGAACCACUACACCACCAUCAUCACGGUGGGCUUCUUCGUGCUGCCGCUAGUAGCGCUGUCCGUCAUGUACUUCGCCAUCGGCAAGAGGCUGACCCGCCCGCCGGCAGGGGAGACUAACGCACACCUACAGGCCCAGCACCGGUCCCGGCGGCGCGUGGUGUUGAUGGUCGGCACGGUGGUGGCUGUGUUUUUCGUGUGCCUGCUGCCGCACCGGCUGUUCCAGAUGUGGAUCCUGUACGCGCCCGUGGAGCAGAUCGAUGGUCUGGGCCUGCAGGGGUUCGUCAAGCUGACCAUCUUCAUGCGCAUGAUGGUGUACAUCAACUGCUCCCUCAACCCCAUCAUCUACACGCUCUUCUCCAGCCGCUUCCGAGCGGCCUUCUUCAAGUGCUGCUUCAAGUCUUCGGAGAGGUCCGAUUCCUUAGGCCAGGCCUCCCACUCUGAACUGGCACACAGAAACACGAUCAGAGACAGAAACCAUGUUAUCAGGGACAUGAUGUCCGAAGAAGCCGUUCUGAAUUCGUUCCCAACCCUCCCUGCCCGACGUCGCUCCAACGUCACGUCCUCCGUAGCCUUGACUCGUCUGUCGUCAUUUCCGGUUUCCAGCAGUGUCUCCAACGCCGGAUAUGACGAACCCUGCUUUAAACAGGAGUGCCGUGAGAUGUGUGUGUACGUGUGGGAAUCACAUGUCUAACAUGUGGGAGUCACGUGUUUUAUCUGUUUGAAUCACAUGUCUGACAUGUGGGAAUCACGUGUGUGAUAUACAAUUUUGAUGCAUGACAAUCACGUGGAAAAACGUUUCUAACAUGUGUGAAUCACCUGUCUAACAUGUGUUAAUCACGUGUCUAACAUGUGUGAAUCACGUGUCUAACACGUUAUAAUAAAAUGUCUGACAUGUGAAAAUCUUUAAAAUGUCGCUUUUAACCAAGGAGGCUGAAAAGAGUCGAACAUGUGACAAUCACAAGUCUAACAUGUAGGCAUCAAGACGUGUCUCACAUGCGCCUAAUGGGUCGUAAUAAUGUGCCAAAUGUUUUUAAUCAUUUAAUUCCUAACAUGUGAAAAUUUCGUCACUAACAGGUGAGACUCUCUUGUUUAACACGUAGUUAAUAAUCACGUGUCCAGCAUGUGACAAUCACACGUCUGACAAGCAGAACCAAAUGUCUAACAUAUAAAAUGUCAAGUGUCUAAAACAUGCGAAAAUGUCGUGUCUAACAUAUAGCCAACAAUCACAUGUCUAACAUGUGACGAUCACAUGGUGACUUUUACGAAUCAUUAUAAUUCUCAGAGAAUCAAAUGCCUAACGCGUUUAGAUCAAAUACCCUGUUUUACUGCUCUGCCCUACAUAUUAUGCUCCGAGCUUUUAUGUACAUAUUAGAUGAGAAUCCUCUAUGGUAUUUCAAGAUGACGAGUUCAAGUCCACAAUCUAAGGUGGGAACGGUUGAAGAGUUGAGGUAAUUGAUGUGACGCCAUGAUCGUUGUAAAUAGAUAAUGAAACGUACGGUUCUUUGAUAAGUUUGUAAUUGGAACUGUGUACUUUUACAAUGUCAAAAUAAUCAGGAACUGUUGGUGAAAUAUAUGUUUUUGUAGCUGAAUAACCUUCAGAAAAGCCAAGGGCAUGGCAGAGGUUGUUUUUAUAUGUAUCUACUGAUUGUAAUGGCAGCCCUGUGGGCUGCGAGAAAUUUAUGGCAAUAACACAAAAUAUAGAAGCAAAUACAAAUGCAACCAACAACACAAAGUCAAUCUAACUCACAAAGACACACACACACACACACACACACACACA